GCUAUUCGAGUCCUGGGCGUGACAAGCUCUGAAGUUGCGCCUUUCAUUCUGUGCUAUCAGCACUUUCACAUUCACCGGCAGACAUAGGAGAGCCUUCACAAUGGCAGAACACUUCACUGAACAAAUAGUAUUUAACAAACCAAAGAUUGAGCUGCAUGUGCAUCUUGAUGGCGCUAUCCGAGUGGAGACGAUCCUAGACGUUGCCAGGCGACGUGGGAUUACCCUGCCUGCAGGCACAGUGAAGGAGAUGACACACAUUUGUGUGGUGCACCAGCCUGCCACGCUCACAGAGUUCCUCGGCAAGUUCGCAGAGUACAUGCACGUCAUUGCUGGUGACAGAGAGGCGAUCAAGAGGAUCGCCUAUGAGUUUGUGGAGGACAAAGCCAAAGAGGGGGUGAUCUACGUUGAAGUCAGAUACAGCCCACACUUUCUGGCUAACACUGACGUAGAACCCAUUCCAUGGAACCAAAAAGAAGGUGACUUGAGCCCAGAUGAGGUUGUUUGCUUGGUGAACCAGGGUCUGGCUGAGGGAGAGAAGGCAUUCAACAUCAUAGCCAGGUCCAUUCUGUGCUGCAUGCGCCACAUGCCAAGCUGGUCCAAGGACGUGGUGGAGUUGUGUAAGAAGUACAAGAAGGAUGGAGUGGUGGCUAUUGAUCUGGCAGGAGACGAGUCACUCAACUGUGAGGCCUACCCAGGACACAGGAUGGCCUAUGAGGAAGCUGAGAGAUGUGGGGUCCACAGAACAGUCCAUGCUGGAGAGGUAGGCCCUGCCUCUGUGGUGAAAGAGGCUGUGGAGGUCCUGAAAGCAGAGAGAAUAGGACAUGGCUACAACAUACUGGAGGACCAAGUGCUGUACAAACAACUCCUGGAGCAGAAUAUGCAUUUUGAGGUGUGUCCCAUAUCCAGCAAACUGACUGGAGCCUGUGAUCCAGACUUCACCAAGCAUCCUGUCAUCACCUUCAGAAAGGAUAAGGCCAACUACUCCCUGAACACAGACGACCCUUUGAUUUUCAACUCCACCCUGCACUUAGACUACAGCACUGCCCAGAACUACAUGGGCUUCACCGAGGAGGAAUUCAAGAGACUGAACAUAAACUCCGCUAACUCCAGCUUCUUGCCUGAGAAGGAGAAGAAGGAUCUUAUUAACAAGUUGUACGAAGCCUAUGGAAUGGUGGAGAACACUGGCUUUUAAAUUAAGUACUGAUCAGAGCUGCAACAACAACCCAGGCACCAACCACUUUGCCAUGUAAGAUAGGUCGUAUAGACUAUUUGAAUCGUCAUGCCAACAACUUACAUUUCCUUUGGUGGAAAUAGAGUUCUUACCCCACAUUUUAAAAUAAAUUAGGAAUGCUUCAGGUAAACCAGCUCUAUACCAAAAAUUAUCAAAAAUGUAAUAUUGUAGUCCUAGUUGUGAGCACUAGGUGACGUACUCUAUCUACUGCUGUACUGUUCUCACUUGGUGGAGAGUAAAGCCUACUGAAGUGGUCUUACCAUUUUUAUAGUAACUUCUGGAAGAGGUUUUUCUCAGAGGUAGAUUUAGUGAAACAUUUUGUCAUUUUUGCAUUUUACUAAUUGAAAAGCAGUUCCAUUUAAUACAUGUCUUCCAUUGAGGACAAUGACGUUAAAAUACGAGCAAUAUCUACAAUAAAAACGCUUUUGCAUCUUAAAAUUGUCAUUAUUGAAGGAGUAUCAGAAUCAACUGCAAUAUGGACCUUACCUCACUAUGGACAGUUUAGUUCAAAUGUAAACCACUUGAGUGGCAGCUCUUACAGAGCAGCAGCAUAUCUUACUGGAAAAGCACAGGCUGGACCCAGGAACAUAGAGCUUGCUCAUGAGUACCACUUCACUCAAACACUUCUUCUCCUUUAUCAAAAAAGAAUACAACAUGGAGGUGCUAGGGCGCUGUCCUAUAUGCUGUAAAUUGGCUUCCUGUGACCACUCCAAUGUACACUAAACUGCAUUAGGAAAUAUUGAUGAUAACCUCAAAUAUUCAACUUCCAUCAGCGAUGGGUGUCUUUGAACGGUCACAUCCUGGCUAACGUCAGUGUUUCAAAAAAUCUAUAGAAAACAUCUACUUGAACUAAAUAAAUCCCACUAGCAUUAUUCUGACCACUGAAAGUACAAAUUCUGACCACUGAAAGUACAAGUUCUGACCACUGAAAGUACAAGUUCUGACCACUGAAAGUAGCUUCACUGAAGAAAAUGAAAGACUCCGGGAGUGCCUCAGGCAGCAAUGGUAUUCUGAAGAUAAGAUUACAGUUGUGCCAACAGCAGAAGUAUGCACAUACCGUAACAGAAGAUACAUAAACAUUUUAUUACAGAAAAGAAAUGACUAUUACAAAAGGUAUCAGAGAACCAUUUGAAAUAAAUAUGAUACAACAAAAGGUAAAAUAAUAAACACAAAAUAAAUGGCAAACAUGA
This is a messenger RNA of Oncorhynchus kisutch (coho salmon), 2421 nucleotides long. RefSeq names its product adenosine deaminase (gene ada). Lineage: Eukaryota; Metazoa; Chordata; Actinopteri; Salmoniformes; Salmonidae. The record is from RefSeq and is a predicted model, not a curated record. Gene Ontology annotation, cellular component: external side of plasma membrane; cytosol. Gene Ontology annotation, biological process: adenosine catabolic process; inosine biosynthetic process; hypoxanthine salvage. Bases 101 to 1192 code for a protein of 363 amino acids. The transcript is spliced from 11 exons. Gene Ontology annotation, molecular function: adenosine deaminase activity.